UUGUUUAUUGCUCAAUUUUAGUCUUAACUCUGAACUAUCAACUCGAGCUCAUCGGCCCUCCAAGACUCAACUUCUCAGCGCUGCUAUUGGUCUAUAUAUAUUACUUCAGAUCUCCAGUCUCUCGUUAGUCGUGGAAGGAAAGCUCCAGCUUACAGAUUGUUCUAAUGGCGGGGUUCUUGUCGUUCAUCAGACGCCUUUACUUUAGUGCUUACAACUGGGCUGUUUGUUUUGGCUGGUGUCAAGUUUUGUAUUUUGCCUUGAAAACUUUGAGGGAAUCCGGCUAUGAACAUGUCUACGACGCAGUUGAAAGACCACUUCAGCUCGCUCAAACGGCGGCCAUUUUGGAGAUUAUUCAUGGGCUCCUAGGGUUGGUGAGAUCUCCAAUUACCGCAACAUUGCCGCAGAUUGGUUCGAGAUUGUAUUUGACUUGGGCUAUCUUAUAUAGUUUUCCCGAGACUCGGACGCAUAUGCUUGUUAGUUCUCUGGUCAUCAGCUGGUCUGUCACAGAGAUUAUUCGAUAUUCUUUCUUUGGCAUGAAGGAAGCGUUUGGCUUUACACCUUACUGGCUUUUGUGGCUCAGGUACAGCACCUUUCUGAUAUUGUACCCAACUGGAAUUUCCAGUGAAGUGGGUCUAAUAUAUAUUGCUCUGCCAUAUAUCAAGGGAUCUGAAAAGUAUUGCAUAAGGAUGCCAAACAAAUGGAACUUCUCUUUUGAUAACUUCUAUGCAGCAAUUGUUACCCUUGGAAUCUAUGUCCCAGGCAGCCCACACAUGUACCAGCAUAUGCUUGGGCAGAGGAAGAAAGCUCUCUCCAAAUCUAAGAGGGAGUAGUCACCUAAUAGGACUCUUUUCUUCUUUUUUCCCCCUCUUCUUCCCACUGCCACUCCAAGUUUCUUUUGUUAAUCAGAACAUCUUCUCUAAUGGUUUACUAGUAUGGAUUCAUUUUGGUAUUAAUUGCCCCAAUCUAGCCUUCUCUGUCUGGACUAAAUUAGCAUAUUACAUUAUUACUUGCCUAUUUUUCUACAGUGAUGCCUAAAAUCCUACAAGACCUUCAUACUGAUGGUUGUGUCACCAUA
Messenger RNA from Nelumbo nucifera (sacred lotus), 1075 nucleotides. RefSeq names its product very-long-chain (3R)-3-hydroxyacyl-CoA dehydratase PASTICCINO 2A-like. The record is from RefSeq and is a predicted model, not a curated record. Gene Ontology annotation, cellular component: endoplasmic reticulum membrane. Gene Ontology annotation, molecular function: 3-hydroxyacyl-CoA dehydratase activity. Gene Ontology annotation, biological process: sphingolipid biosynthetic process; very long-chain fatty acid biosynthetic process; fatty acid elongation. NCBI's taxonomy places the organism in Eukaryota, Viridiplantae, Streptophyta, Magnoliopsida, Proteales, Nelumbonaceae.